UGUAUCUGAAGUUGUACAAAGGGAAUACGGAGAUAGUGCGGAGGUAAGGGCCAGUCUAUCCAUACUCCCUUAGAGACUCCUCCCUUAACAGAACUUGAUCUAACGGAAUCAUUGACUAAAAUCAAAACUUAAAUUUCCAUCUGACUUUUUUGUGAUGUGACACUUUCUGUGACACUUUGCUUCCUACUAACCUAAGGUUAGAAUGAUCCUCGCAAGGUAUUGCCACUGCUAACCUUGGAACCUUUUCAUAUUACUUACAAAGCCACAUUACCCCGCCGACUGUCUGCAAGUAUUAAGAGCUGCCUCUUUAUGGAAAUGCUCUGCCUUCAAUAUUUUCCCUUGGUCCCAACUCGUUUCACGAAGAACCAUGGCACAAACCUUUUCUGGAAGUGCUGUUCCAACCAUUGACCUUUCUGUCUUCGCGACUGAGUCGCCACAACAAAUACCUCAUGAGGAGCGCCUCAAGGUCGGGCAGAGCCUCGUUGAAACACUUCACCGCUUCGGUUUCAUUAAGAUCAUAGGACAUGGCUUUCCUAAGCGCGAUAUCACAGAGGCGCUAGCCUGGACUAAGAGAUUGUUCGACCUACCGCUCGAGGAGAAAAUGAAGGCCCCUCAUCCACCUGGGCCUAUGCCCCAUAGAGGAUACUCGAGUAUCGGCAAGGAGAAGGUAUAUUCUCAAUCAGACGUUGAAAACCACAAGAAGAGUGGCAACGUGGGACAGUCCUUGCGCAAUGUCUCAGAUUUCAAGGAAAGUUAUGAAAUUGGUCAUGAACAGGAUCCUGUACAGCAAAAUAUCUGGUUACCUGAAGAUGUACUCCCAGGUUACAGGGCUUAUAUGACAGCCCUGUACGACAGGCUACUGGGCGUCAGCAAAACCAUAUUGGAAGCAAUUGCUAUCGGGCUCUCCUUGAAUGCCGAUGAGUAUACAGAAUGCAUGAAGUUGAUUUCUGAUCGAAGUUGUCAGCUACGUCUUCUACAUUAUCCGGAGGUGACAAAGAAUAAAUUGGAAACCGAACUUUUGGCAAGGCUGCCGGCACACAAUGAUUGGGGUACCAUGACCUUGCUUUUUCAAGAUGAUAAUGGUGGUCUCGAGCUCAAAGAUCCCCACUCUGGCGUCUUCAUAUCAGCGAAACCUGAAGAAGGAGCCCUGGUAUUGAACGUUGGUGACAUGUUGCAGCGAUUCACGAACGAUUACUUCGUCUCAGCACUCCACCAGGUGGCUGUCCCUGACCCCGACGCUGUACCGGAGUCGGGUAUACCUCCACGUUAUUCGAUACCCUUCUUCGCAGUGUGUGAGUUCUCACACACUAUAGCAACACUGGACCGGUUUAUUACACCCGAAAAUCCCCAGAAAUACGAUCCAGUGAGAUUUGACGAAUAUGGGGCAAAGAUAUCUCAGUACCAGUAUCAAGAGAAGGACAAAUAAUAGUGUUUAAAUCAUGGCCACCUUCACUAAAAUAGCCCUUCUAUGUUUCAAUAAACCAAUUUCCCUCGUUAAAGACAUCUUAAACUAGGUUCGCAUACGCGUAUAUUACACAUAUAUGUCAGCAUCUGUAUUAGCAACAUCUAGAUCUGUUGACCCCGUCUCUGACUUUCCUACUCAAUUAAUAACUAAUGUAUUGCUG
Hypoxylon fragiforme is the source of this 1625-nucleotide messenger RNA. RefSeq names its product Clavaminate synthase-like protein. Lineage: Eukaryota; Fungi; Ascomycota; Sordariomycetes; Xylariales; Hypoxylaceae. The coding region runs from base 368 to 1426 and encodes 352 amino acids. The transcript is spliced from 4 exons. The record is from RefSeq and is a predicted model, not a curated record. Gene Ontology annotation, molecular function: dioxygenase activity.